AGUGUGGCCGGAAGACGACUCGGGACUGCUGCUGCUCUCGGGGCGCCGCCGCCGCUCUUUCUCCUCUGCCGCCGCCGCCGUCUCCCGGCAGCCGCCGCCGCCGCCGCUGUCCGAACUUGAAGUUGUCGGCGCGCCCGUGGCAGCCGCCGCCGCCGCCGCCGCCGCGGAGGUCGCCGUGGCCGCCGGGGGCCCCUUCUCGGCGCUCUUGUCCCCAGGGUAGUCGGAGGAGGCGAGGUUUUCCGGGGUGCCGUAGGCUGUCUCGAAAAACUGGUCGAAAGCCUGUGGCAGGACGCCGUUCCUGCCCACGGUGCUAUAGAAAUUGGACGAGACGGCGGGGGUGGGGUGGUGGUAGACGUUGGCCGAGCUCUUGGCCAGCACGUCGCCAGGCACGCCGGCCGCGCUGGGCGCCUGCAGGCAGUCUCUGUGCACGAGCUCCUCCGCGGAGUAGCAGUGGGCCAGAUUGCCGCGGGGGUGCCAUUUAGUGGCGGGCUCAAUGGCGUACUCUCUGAAGGUCACUUCGCGCACGGGUUGGACCUGGGGCAGGUUGGAGGAGUAGGAGUAUGUCAUUGGGCGCGAAGACGGGGUCUGGGGCAGAAAAGAAGGGAGGCUGGAGAAAUCUGGACCCGAGACGUAGUAAGUACAACUUGGCAAAUACAUGUUAGAGGAGCAGGGACCACGCUCAUCAAAAUCCAUCAUUGGGCUACCUUGGGCUCUCCGCAGUAGCCGAGCUUAACAUGAUUCUCCACUGCAGCUGCCUCUUUGAAGCGGAUCCGUGAAGUAGAAAUUUGGAGACGUAAAGCUGACGUGGAAAUCUAUCCCCAUCCUUAGCAGGGAGGUGCUGGUCAUGUGACCCGAUGUUGAAAUUGACAAGCUGCGAGCUAGUCCGGGCCUUUUUUCCCCCCCUCUUUCCUUUUUUUUUUUUCCUCCCCUCCCCUCCCUCCCGGCUUCCUUUCUUUGUAGCCACCUCAGGGGAAGCAACAGAUCGUCACUCGGUGUUCUCACCGAAAGCACGUAAUCGCCGGUGUAACUCAUGUUGGCUGGGGGGGCCUCCCGGCGCGCGGAGAGGCUGGGGUGCGCCCCCAUGCAGCAUGCUUGUGCUCAAUUGCAGGGUCCUCGUUCUCGAGUGUGCAGAGGGCGGUGAGAGCUCAACUCUCGUCCCCACCUCCCACCCGCAGCUCCUCACCCGGUGGGUGAGGAAUGCCCUGGACUGGGGAUAGCCAGGUGGGAGUCCGUCGCUGUGUGGCCUGUGGUCUCGGAGUCGGUUCUCCUGGAGGCUCGCAUUUGCACCCCCUUCUUCGCAGUCCCCCUCCCAUAGACUUGCUCUGGGAAGCGCUUCUGCCUCCGACCCUAGCCGGAACCCCUUCGGGGCCAGAGUUUGAAGCCGUGGAUGUGCCUGCCUCGUGGCUUGUCCGAUUUGCACGGUGACUUGAUUACACUUUCUCAUUCAUGGUUACUUCCGAAGCGCUUUAGUGCUUUCCGUCCCUAAACCGCCAACAGCCAGAACGGCUUCUCCCCGCGGUUUGUCACUGAGCCGCAGGGCCCGGAAGGGCCUUCGUCUUACCCGGGAUCCACCUCUCCCCUCAUCUUCCCUGCCUGCCUCCUCAUCCCACCUUCUGUCCUUGGAGAAACCCCCUCCUCCUCGCUGCCUGCCGGGCUUCGGAGUGACUCGGCAGAGACAGAGGCACAGGGGCUGCCCUGCUGCUCACCGGUCCACCCAUCUGCCUGGUCUUCUGGAGCUGAGGACUCGGGAAACCAUGCAAUUGAGGCAAGCCUUGGGCUGCUUUAGAGGCGCUGACAUCCGAGGAGCCUUCUCCUGGGAUUGAAGGAGCAAUGUUUGGAGGAAGUGAAAGAAGGGAGAGGACACAGAGCAGCCAGGCAGGGCCAGGAGCUGAGAGGUGCCCAGACCUGAGGCCUCCCAACAACUCUCUUCUUGGAAGGAUCUGGGGUGUUGCUGAAGGAAAAUAAAAAAUAUGUAAAAAGAUAACCUUUUGCUUUUCCCUCUCCAGGAAAUAGCCAAAGUUAUGUACAUAUCUUGGGGAGAUUUAGAGUAUAAACUCUAAGAUCUUUGGUAUUUAAGUGUCAACAUCGAUCUAUUUAUUGCUGAGCUGACUGUAACUGACUCAAUAACAAAUCUAAUCAUGUAUUGCACUGGAAAAGAAAUAUUCUCAUUAUGUAUUUUCUCCAAAAAAUGGCCUACCAUUGCGUUUGAAUACCUGCUGUAAAUAUCAAUAAUAUGGAGUAAUUACUCCGUAGUCGAGUAAACUAAUUUAUUAGCAUUAAUGUUUAUGUGGCUCUCCACCUCCCCCCAGCACCACCUUUACAAGGAUUGCUUAUCACAAAUCAAGCUACUUGGACACAUUGGUUUAAUAAACUCUUUAUUCAAGAUUUGCUACAAGAACUUUCAUGUCCCUUGAAUCCCUGAGAACUGAACUUGAAAUUAUUCGUGCAUCUUCAGCUUGACAUAUUUGUCCACUGUGGCUUGUCCAGAGGGCAGCAGUGCUGUGAGUGAGAAGGUCCAGUGGGAAGGAAGGUUAUUGGAGAAGAGCAGCUUCAGACCUCCUAAAGCUGGGAAGCACAUUUACAGAAUUGCCCUGCAGCGAAAAAAACUUCUAUUUCCAGCAGUGACCAACAAGGCAAAAUGUUUGUUUCUCCACAGCAUCUCUUUUUUAGAGACAGAAUAUAGAAGACAGAAGGAGAGGUUUCAAACAGCGGUAUUCGAGCUGUUCCCUGGCUUGAUUUUGGCUAUCCCAAGCUCUCUCUCUCUGCAGCCCACCCAGUCCACGCCACCCCUACCUUCGAACAAAAGGAAUGCAUGAAGGGUUUCAGUGACUUUGCCAUAACAAAGGCGCCACCAUUGCGGGGCUCGCCCCGCCCCUGGGUGAAGGCAAACAAAUUCUUGCACUUGUAUUAGGGCUUUUAAGACCAUAAUUGAACCCGGGGGCGUCUAGGAAAACCGAAAACAGUUCUAGACAGACCUGCGGUUUUAUAGCAGUUUUGGCAGUCAACUUCAGCUUGUGCCUGAGCAGACGGGGCUGUGGUGGCCCGCCAGCGGGGGAUGCCAAGCCACCUCCCCCAGCGGCACGCAGCCCCUCUCUUAAUUAGAUCGGUUUUCCCCUGGUGUCAGGGAGAGCGGUCCUGGCAGAAAGGAGGUCCAACAGCCGAGCUUAGCCCACCGGGCUCUGGGAAAGACCCGACUGAAGCCAAAGCCGCCCCGGAAGGCCAAGUCCGAGUUCCAUUUCUUGAAGAGGCCGGAGCGGGUAAGGCUGUGACACUGGCCCUGGCGACUGGCUUCCCAGGAGCUGUUCUUUCUCAGGAGCUCCACAGCGCGGUCCAUCUCCAGAAAACUGUCUUCAGAGUGUAUUUCCUUUUAUCGUCAACCCAGAGCCCCACCGCGGCUAAUGCAAGAGGCCAAAAAAUGUUUGGAGGAAGAAAAACAAAGGCAGGAAGUGGCGGCGGCCUGACGGUGCGUGUGUGUCUGCGGAGAAGGGAGGGAGCCGGUUCAGUCUCUUCUUGUUUUUCCAAACUUCAAGGUCCAGGCAGCCCUCUGCAGGGCCGGGCCCCAUCGCUCCCCGCGCAGCCUUGGAGGUGGCCACCCGGAGAGGAGAAGGCCAACGCCCGCGCCAGGCUUGUCAGGCGGAAACGGCUAACAAGGAGAUUUGGUCAGCAAAACAGACCGAGCCUUUCCGAGGCUUCGUCUGACUUGGCCCGAAAGGUUGGGGAGGGGGGGCUUGCGCAGCGCCUCAGGGACCCUCCUCUCUGGGGACUACCAUCCCUGAGCCUUACGCUUCGUUCCACCGCCUUUGCAGGCGGAAUAUCGGAAUAAAGUGGGUCCAGGCGCC
Molecule: messenger RNA, 3839 nt
Organism: Pongo pygmaeus (Bornean orangutan)
Lineage: Eukaryota; Metazoa; Chordata; Mammalia; Primates; Hominidae
Exons: 3
Coding region: 3056-3823 (255 amino acids)
Source: RefSeq, a predicted model, not a curated record